Messenger RNA from Macadamia integrifolia, 2416 nucleotides. RefSeq names its product probable arabinosyltransferase ARAD1. The transcript has 3 exons. NCBI's taxonomy places the organism in Eukaryota, Viridiplantae, Streptophyta, Magnoliopsida, Proteales, Proteaceae. Gene Ontology annotation, molecular function: glycosyltransferase activity. The coding region runs from base 693 to 2213 and encodes 506 amino acids. The record is from RefSeq and is a predicted model, not a curated record.
AUUUCUCUGGUAUAUCUGUAUCGUAGGGUAGAGACAAUGAUACCAAAGCAAACUCAUAAAUCCUUUUUUUUUUGGGUAAGGAACUCGUAAAUCCUAUAAUGGUAAGAAGAAGAAGGGAAAAGGUAGACUAGAAAGCAACGUAUUAAAAUAAUGAUGGAAAUAUUGCGACCUCGCUCAUUCUCCAACUCGGGCUUCUCUCUUCACUUGGGUCUUUCUUUCUCUUUCCACUCGAAAAAAGUCAGCACGCCGUGGAAUAUCAAUGCCGGAGCUGAUCAGGAUUACCUUCAGGCUUCAGAUGGUGAUUUACUAAUUGGUAUGUAGAGGGAUGAUUGCCGUUUAUGAGAGAAUCAUUGAUUUUUAUCUAAGAAUCGAAACUUGCAAGAUUCCGUGAUCGUCUGUUAGAUGUUUAAGGGAAUCGAUUUCUUGGGUUGAUUGUGUUUGAAGGAUCACUCAACCAGAAAGAAAUGAGCUGAAGGUUUGGUUCUGCUUAUGGGUUUUACCUCGUUCUUUACAUCUAUUGGUCUUUUGGAUGAAACAAAGCCGUUUUUGUGGGAGGGCUGGAGUUGAAGCAGCAGUUUUAAUCGAUAAAACAGAUGGAAUUAAUCGAUGAAGAGGCGAACAUCGAAGGCUCAUAUCUUGUUUGAUGCAAUAUUUGUUUGGUGUCGUUGUAGAUUCUCCUAAGCUCACUGUUUAUGCCUUCUCCAGUUUUCAUGUCAGAAAAGAGAAUGCAACCCUCAAGGCUCCUUUUCUGCCUAAUAACCAGCUCCAUGUUUCUUCUGAUGCUUUCCUUUGUCUUUCUAUUUCAAUCUGAUAGUAGUUCAUUAAUACCAGAAUCAGUUUUCAAGCUAAUCCUUCUUAAUAACACGUCAGAGUUCUACAGCCCCAGUAGUGACAGUGAAAUUGACGAUAAACUUCCCACUUCCCUACCUUUGCUUUCUCCAACCAUCAGUGACAAACCCAGGUCAGGAGACCUAGAUAAUGGUUGCCAAGGUCCCAACUCAAACAAUGAAACAGGGGAUUUAGUACAGGGGACUAACAAGGUUUGUGAUGCAACUCAGGCCCUCCUUAGGGUAUUUAUGUAUGACCUGCCUCCUGAAUUUCACUUCGGGUUAUUGGGUUGGAAAGGGAAAGUUGGCCAAAUAUGGCCUGAUGUAAGUGAUCCUAAUCGCAUCCCAUCAUACCCCGGUGGGUUGAAUUUACAACACAGCAUUGAGUAUUGGCUCACACUAGAUCUCCUCUCAUCAAACAUCCCCAGUGUAAUCAGGCCCUGCAGUGCAGUUAGGGUGGUAAAUUCAAGUCAGGCAGAUAUAAUUUUUGUGCCGUUCUUCUCCUCUUUGAGCUACAAUAGAAAUUCCAAGCUACAUGGAAGAGAGAAAGCUAGUAUCAACAGGAUGUUGCAGGAUAAGUUGGUGCAGUUCUUGAUGAGUCAAGAUGAAUGGAAGAGAUCGGGUGGGAAGGAUCAUCUAAUUGUGGCUCACCAUCCAAACAGCAUGAUGGCUGCACGGAGGAAGCUGGGUUCUGCUAUUCUUGUGCUUGCAGAUUUUGGAAGAUACCCAGUUGAGAUUGCAAACAUAGAUAAGGACAUUAUUGCUCCUUACAAGCAUGUGGUGAGGACCAUUUAUGGUGAAUCAGUCCCAUUCGAGAAACGACCAAUUUUGGUGUAUUUCCAAGGAGCAAUUUAUAGGAAAGAUGGUGGGGUCAUUCGGCAAGAACUCUAUUAUCUUCUCAAAGAUGAGAAGGAUGUGCACUUUACAUUUGGUAAUGUGCGUAGUCAUGGGAUUAGUAAAGCUGGCCAAGGGAUGGCCUCAUCUAGAUUCUGUCUGAAUAUUGCUGGAGAUACUCCCUCGUCGAACCGCCUCUUUGAUGCUAUUGCGAGCCACUGUGUACCUGUGAUCAUUAGCGAUAAGAUUGAACUCCCAUUUGAGGAUGUCUUGGACUAUGCAGAAUUCUGUAUCUUUGUACGUGCAUCCGAUGCAGUAAAGAAGGGAUUCCUGCUGAAUCUACUCAGGGGGAUUAAGAAAGACAGGUGGACAACAAUGUGGGAAAAACUGAAGCAAGUUGCACACCAUUUUGAGUAUCAGUAUCCAUCCCAACCAGGUGAUUCUGUGGCGAUGAUUUGGGAGGCUGUCUCGCGUAAGAGAGCUUCCAUUCGAUUUAGAGUUAACAAGAACAACAGGUUCAGCCGAUCUCAGCUGAUCAGGAAGCAUAAAUAGGUUGACAUGCUCAUGUAUUUCUUUUCAACUUCCUUCUUACUAACAUAGAAUUCCUUAUUUGGAAAUCUGUUUGGGUAAUGUGUUCUUGACGGAGGUACAAGUACACUACACUCCUUUGAAAAAAAAAAAUUCAUAAGAGCUUUUUCUGUUUGUCAUUGAUUAAUUCACAAUUAUAAAGCAUAUCUCAGAAGCAUUAGAAGCAA